This is a messenger RNA of Anopheles arabiensis, 716 nucleotides long. RefSeq lists its product as uncharacterized. The coding region runs from base 1 to 318 and encodes 105 amino acids. NCBI's taxonomy places the organism in Eukaryota, Metazoa, Arthropoda, Insecta, Diptera, Culicidae. The transcript is spliced from 4 exons. The record is from RefSeq and is a predicted model, not a curated record.
AUGACGCUGAUGCUAAUGACGACUGAUCAAUUGGAGAAUUCGAAACGUAAACAAACACGGACAACCGCCCGUAAAGAUUGUGUGCAGAAUAAUCGUGAAAUUUUAUGUGAAAACUCGGGAAAAGGAAAAACAUCAUUUCAUCCCGAAAUUUGGCAACAUUCGCCCGAGUAUGAUCGAGCAGCUGUGUGUGUGUGUAUGCCGACGAAAUACGACGCCGUUUCUACAACAAUCACUAAAGCCGGCUGUGAUCGUGAUCGGCACAUUCUCAACCAACGUUGCCAUACACCACAAAAUAGCAUGGAAAGGAAGGUAUUAUAAAAUAAUGUCAUAUAUGAAAGCAUUCUAAUCUUUCCUUUUUAUUUUUCCACUGCAACCAGGACAUUGUAUCGCCGCAUCGACAAGUGGUGUUUAUGUGCAAGUGUUGCGAAGAAGUGUGUUGUACGGUGUAUUAUGUGUUUUAUUUUAUUUGUAUCGCUUUACAAGUGGUACAUUUAGAGCGUUUAAUCGUUGUGAUACAGCUUUCUAACGAUUCACCCGAGGGGUAGAAGCGGCAACAAUAAAUGUGCCUGACGCAGAGACAACAACGCCGUCGGCAUCCGUUGAUACCAUCCAAAGUGAUGGUUGAAAUCGUAUUUAAACGUGUAAAACCAUGUAUUGGGGCAUGUAAGUAUUGAAUAAUAGUUAAAUAAAAUACAUUUUAUCGUUGUACUGGACAA